Anguilla anguilla (European eel) is the source of this 2190-nucleotide messenger RNA. RefSeq names its product heat shock transcription factor family member 5 (gene hsf5). The record is from RefSeq and is a predicted model, not a curated record. Lineage: Eukaryota; Metazoa; Chordata; Actinopteri; Anguilliformes; Anguillidae. The transcript has 7 exons. Gene Ontology annotation, molecular function: sequence-specific DNA binding; DNA-binding transcription factor activity. Bases 60 to 1586 code for a protein of 508 amino acids. Gene Ontology annotation, biological process: regulation of DNA-templated transcription.
CGUGCACCAACGGUUCGGGAACACUUUUCAACGGUUCUGACGAGUAAUUUGAGAAUAUCAUGAGAAGGGUCACAUUUCAAGGCAUUACGGCUGUGGAUCAUCUGGAAAUGGAAGAGGCAUUCUUCACCCUACCGAUUAACCCCAACAACUUCCCCGCGAAACUUUGGUGUCUAGUGAACAACCCGAAGAAUCGCUCGAUCCAUUGGGAUCACACUGGCCAGGGCAUCAUAAUAAAUCAGCAGUUGUUUGAAACAGAGCUGUUAUCCCCAGUGAAGUCCAUUGGGGAACCGAUUUUUAAAACCACAAAUUUUACGAGCUUUAUUCGUCAGCUAAACCUUUACGGAUUCAGGAAGGUAGAGCUGAGUCCCGGUAGCGCGGACAAAUUAGGAGACGGCGAUCUUAUUAUAACCGAGGGGGUACAGCAACAACAACACCGCUUCCAAAACCCCAAUUUCAAACGAGACCAUCCUGAAUUGCUUGUAAAUUUAAAACGAUUAACCACCAGCAACAAGGCAAAACUUGAAGCCGGAUUAGAAGUUAACUGCAGACCCCCGAGUCGCAUUCAGCGACUUUUAUCCAAUGCACAUGAAGAGGACAAGAGCAAAAUAGCAAAACAUGGUUCAGUGUUUGUCGGACAGGUCCGUCGAGGAUUCCACAACGGUAACUCUCCCCCCUAUCAGUACCACCCUAAUAGACCGCAUUCACUGAAAGGCUAUGACCGGACCCCAAUCCCACAGCGCGCCUGGGUCGUGGGACAUGGCGAUUCCGCUUCCCCCACAACUUUUUUCACGGACAAAGGGAUCCCAGUGUCAGUCAUUCAGCGUUUUCCCAAUGACACAGCUUGCUCGGCACAGUCCAGCCCAACCACGAAGCAUGUUCAACAAGGUUCACAAGGCCUGUUAGCUCCUGGACAAAAAUACAACAAUUUUAUCCCUCAUCAUGCCCAAUUUGGCCCUGGAUUUUAUACUACAGCAGUGUGUCAGUGCUGUUCCUCUGGGUCAGUAAAUCCCAACAUGACAGCAUGUGUCCACCAGCCGACUUCAUCUUUCUCACAAUAUAACUAUUACCAGCCCAACUACUCUAUGGGGUUCUUGCACCCUGGUAGCCAGGACUGGCAGAACAGUGGAAACGAAGAUGUCAAGAAGAACGACGUCAACCUGGAAACGGUCUUCCAGAUCGUCGACGAGCUGCAAGUUUCCCCCAAACCUUCCAUGGUCAAAGUGGAAAGUCCCGAGGAGUCUGAAGUGACGUCUGCAUCAGAGCAGGAGCUUUCCACGACGGUCAGUCUGAGCACGAUCGGUACUGCAGGCAGCACUCCAGAGACGGUCUCACAGAACGAGCAGGAGCGGAGAUCGCCGUCCCAAGAGUCCGGCCAAUCGGCUCCUUUGGAUUUCUCACAGAGAGUGUUGAAGAAUGUGGAGAAUCUUUCCAGAUGCCUUGGAAAGACAUUGGAGGCCUGUCCGUCAGAACCCAGCUGUAAACUAGAGGAAGUGUCAACUUCCCCGAGCAAAACCAAAGACAGGAACACCAGACAACAAAAGCCUCUUGAUCUCUUGGUUGAAGUGGCUUGCAAACAACAAUCCUGAACAUGAAGAGCAGAUGACCUUUGAAACACCGAAUCCAAACAAAUGUCUCAGUGAUCUUUAUAUUUUAUCUUACAACACUGGUCAAGCUUCCUCCUGCCAAUGACCUGCAAUGAGAAUAAGAAUAUUUUUCAUUUACUCCAAAGGCACUGAAGUUGGUUUAAUUAGCUCAUAGUUAUUGAGUUAUCAAUCAAAAACAAGUAUUUGCCUUUUCAUUAAAAUGAAAAUACCAUGUACAUAGUUCAUCUUAAUGGGUCUGCUGUUGUUUUUUAGAGUAUUUAUUCUAACUUAUUGUUGUAUUUUCUUACAUUGUAUUUUAUUCAUAUUUCAAGCAUAUUCCGUAGUUUUCCGUUCAGGUAGACGACUACAUUGGCCACGGUGAUAUUGUGGUAUUUUUAGGGCUGUAUUUGUGAAGGCAUGUCAUUGCCUUUUACUUCUCGCUUGAGGCUUAUAGCUGACAUAUUUAGUAUAACUGCAAGUUAUCCAGGUAAAUACAAUGUCUCAUUUAUUUAAUGUUUGGUAGACAUUCUUGAAGCUAAUACAUUGCUUAUUUUAAAUAAUAUAUACAGUACUGAAUAUUGUUGAUUGUCUAAAAUUGUAUGCAAUA